Messenger RNA from Bombyx mandarina (wild silkworm), 1306 nucleotides. RefSeq names its product mitochondrial ribosomal protein L37 (gene mRpL37). Lineage: Eukaryota; Metazoa; Arthropoda; Insecta; Lepidoptera; Bombycidae. Gene Ontology annotation, cellular component: mitochondrion. The record is from RefSeq and is a predicted model, not a curated record.
AAACAAGUAGGUUAUAUUUUGAGCUUUCUUGAAAAUUAUAGAAAAUAAUCCAAAAUGAGACUUACGCAGGCAUUAAAAAGACAACAUAUAGAUUUUAUGUUUAAAAAACAUUGGCUAGUUCAAGGCAAAAGAAUACCAAUUGACACGGGCGUUGAAAAAAAAUUGAAGGAUAUGGGUAUUGAGGUUCAAGAUGCUCUUGAAUUCGUAAAAGGAAAACGGGAAGAACGCGAACACAUACAAAUUAUAGGACCUUACGAACAACCGUUACCUUUAGACAAGAAUCAUCCAAAUUAUAAAGAGAAACCGUGUCUCACGCUAAACCAAGACAACGUCCUUCUUGAAGGUUUAUCGCAAGCGCAGGUCCUAACUAAAACUAUAAUAGCUCAAGACAAACUUCCUCCAAAAAUCGAAGAACUAUCACGACUACCAGCUCCGGCUGCUAUUCACGAAAACGUAAAAAAAGCCAUAUUAACAGCUAAUGUCUUUGAUUGUGAGCAGAAAAAAUUACCGAAAAUCAAAGACCCACAGCGACCAGCUUAUAAUUUUCGUCGAAUACUGGGCAUCACUGAUAGCAGACGAAACCAAAUAUUAACUAACAAAUUACUACAACUUGUUGAGAAAACCAGUGAUAGAGAAGUGACCCAAAACAAAUAUGUUGUAAAUGAUGUUGAAUGUACAACAAUAUUUGAGAAAGAAGAUGACCUAUUACAGUUCCAGGAUGUAUCAAACAUACUAGUUACAAGCGCUAAACCUGUUCAACAUGAAGUUGAGAAAGACAUACCUUUUGUUGAAAUACCAAGCUUGUACCCUGUAAAACAUACUAUCACCAUGCCACAUAAUCAUUUUUACAAUAAUACCAGCCAGUAUCCUUUUAAACAAAAGGUUCAAGUAAAGCAUCCUCAUACAACAUGGUUACAUUUUAACAGGACUGAAGUGAAAAACAUAUAUGGGGAACCAGUCACGCAGAAUCAGAUCUUAGGUCGAUCUCUUACUCAUGCAUUCAAUGUGGCCAGCUCUUAUGCAAAACAAAUGCAUGGGGAGGAUGUCAAAGACCUGCCAGAGCCGAUAUUCGUCAAUUGUAUUCAAACGGAUGGACAACUAUAUCAUUUCGGAGUAUUACAACUUAACACUUUGAAUGUUGAUGGUAAUGAAGGCAUAAAAAAUGUAUGGUACUGCAAAAACAACAUGAAACUCUAUGAUUCAAGCAGAUACUUUAGUGGCAUGCCGGUCCUUGAAAAUUAUAACAACAAAGUCUACGGAUAUAUAAAUGCGUUUUAUAAUAGUUAAUUCUGUAAUAUUUAAUAAA